Messenger RNA from Vanrija pseudolonga, 894 nucleotides. RefSeq names its product 4-hydroxy-2-oxo-heptane-1,7-dioate aldolase. Lineage: Eukaryota; Fungi; Basidiomycota; Tremellomycetes; Trichosporonales; Trichosporonaceae. The transcript is spliced from 3 exons. Gene Ontology annotation, molecular function: aldehyde-lyase activity. Gene Ontology annotation, cellular component: cytoplasm. The record is from RefSeq and is a predicted model, not a curated record. The coding region runs from base 1 to 894 and encodes 297 amino acids.
AUGUCCCCCACAGCAGUCACCGAGUCCAACGGCACCAACGGCGCCAUCAAGAAGGAUGCCCUUUCCCAGCUCGACAAGGUCGCGCCUUUGAUCAAGCGCAACACGGUCAAGGACCUCAUGGUGGCUGGAGGCUUCGCCCCGCUGUACUACUUCCACCUGUGCCACUCGCCAGAGGUGAUCAACCUCGUCAAGCUGGCAGGAUACCCCGGCAUCGUCCUCAAUCUCGAGCACCACUUCACCGGCAUCGAGACAGCUGCCCAGCUCUGCUUCACGGCCCUCAACUUUGGCCUCUCGCCCGUGUGCAUUGUGCCGUCGCUUCAGUCCGACUGGAUCUCGCGCCUCCUCGACAAUGGUGCCCAGGGCAUCAUCGUUCCUCGGGUCGGAACAGCCGAGCAGGCCCAGCUCAUGGUCAAGUACAGCAAGCACCGCCCCUUGGGAGAGCGCCCGCUCGCCUUCGGUCCCCAGCUCCAGUUCCAAAUCCCCGACUUUGUCCAAGCGCAGGAUGCUCAGAACCUCACCACCAUCACCGCCCCAAUGAUCGAGACGGUCGAGGGUCUUGAGAAUGUCGAGAAGAUUGCCGCUGUCAAAGGCCUCGAUGCCAUCUUUGUCGGCGUCCACGACCUGACGGACGACAUGGGUAUCGGCGGCCAGUACACCGCCCCAUCAGUCUACGAAGCCCUCUCUCGGAUUUGCCGAGCCGCCAAGGCCAACGGCCUCUAUGUCGGCUUUGGCGGUCUGGAAUGGCACCCGCAGGUCAUUGCCAGUCUCCGCAAGGACUUUGGUUCGACGGUCGGAUUUGGCAUUGCCGGUCGGGACUCGUCGUUCCUCCUCAACGGCAUGAAGGACGUUGUGGCCAGGUUCAAGAAGGUCGAGGACGGCACGUUUGAGGCUUAG